Pieris rapae (cabbage white) is the source of this 872-nucleotide messenger RNA. RefSeq lists its product as uncharacterized. The coding region runs from base 288 to 854 and encodes 188 amino acids. The record is from RefSeq and is a predicted model, not a curated record. Gene Ontology annotation, biological process: NADH dehydrogenase complex assembly. Lineage: Eukaryota; Metazoa; Arthropoda; Insecta; Lepidoptera; Pieridae. The transcript has 3 exons.
AUAUAUACAAUGGCAUACCAUACCAACACAUGUUGAAUGCAACAUUUUUCUUAUACAUUAUUGUUGUAAAGACUAUGCAGUAAAACCUUUGUACCUCGUAAAGCUUAUGUUUGAUAGAUAUGAGGGGUCAUCUAUUUUACCUAAAAUAUUUGUAUAACAUACGCACUUACGUCAGAGCAGAUAAAACCGGAGUUGAAUUAUUCUCAUUAAAAAAGCUUAGUUCACUUGUGUUCAACAAUGAUUUUGCAAUUUAACAAAAGAUGGCAAUCCAAAAACAGUUUACCUAAAUGCAAAGAAACAAUAUAACAUCACCAGAAGGACAGUACCUGUUCGAUUUUACUAAAGAUGACAACGUUUACGACUGGGAAGAACAAUCGGAUACAGUACGAAGUGUAGGAAUGUCAAAAGCAGUUUUUGUCUUACACCAGAAUACCCAGUUUCGAAGAGCAAUUUUUUUUGCUCUACUGAAUCCACAAUUGAACGGGGCAGGGUUCGCUGGCAUUCGUGCCCUCGGAUAUCACGACCUUACGCAGUAUACCAAACUUCAAGUACAAUGCCGUGGUCAGGGACAGUUCAAUGGAUUUAAAAUUGUCUUGAGACACAAAGGACUAAACAAUGAACCUAACUACUCAUUUGAACAAUAUUUUCAGGCACCCAAGGACGAGUUCGCUGUGAAGAGCCUACCAUUUUCAGAAUUUAAAGCAUAUUACAGAGGAAAGAGAGUAAAUAAUAAUGAGACCCUGGACUUAUCACAAAUAACUAGUAUCGGAAUUCAAAUGUAUGGAGGAGUUUACCAACCAGUGAAGCAGAAAGGACCAGCUACUUUAGAAGUAGACUGGAUAAGAGCUGUAUAAUAAAUCUAUUACAUGCAA